Arabidopsis lyrata subsp. lyrata is the source of this 1537-nucleotide messenger RNA. Its product is annotated as F-box/kelch-repeat protein At4g39560. The record is from RefSeq and is a predicted model, not a curated record. NCBI's taxonomy places the organism in Eukaryota, Viridiplantae, Streptophyta, Magnoliopsida, Brassicales, Brassicaceae. Gene Ontology annotation, molecular function: protein binding. The transcript has a single exon. The coding region runs from base 168 to 1340 and encodes 390 amino acids.
UUCAAUUUACAAAUUUAUUGCUUUGAGCCCGGCCCGUUAAGAAUGAAUGAAAAGGAUAAAAAAGCAGAGGCAACAUACCAUUACGCUGGAGAAGCCUUAGCAGUCAAAAUCCCUAAAUUCCUCUUUGACCUUGUUCUCUCUGCAGUCGAUAAUUUCAUUUUUCGCCGAUGUCGUCGCCGGUGAAGAAAAGGGAGAAGAAGACGACGACGUCGCCGAUACUCUCACCGACGCCUCAGUCGACCCAGAUUCCAUCACUUCCCGUUGAUUUGCUAAUAAGUAUCCUCGCCCGCGUCUCGAGAUUGGACUACCCAAUUCUCUCGCUCGUCUCCAAGAGCUUUCGAUCUCUCCUUGCAUCACCGGAGCUUUACGAGACUCGGUCACUCUUAGGACGUACCGAGAGCUGUCUCUAUCUGUGCUUAGGGUUUACUUCUAACUCUAACCUUCGCUGGUUCACUCUCUGCCGAAAACCUAAUCUAAACGUAACCAACAACAUGAAGAAGAAGACGAAUAAGCCAAGUGGGCAUGUUAUGGCGGCAAUCCCAAUGCCCAAUUCUCCUCCUGUACACCGCUCUGGUCUGGUUACGGUUGGUUCUGAUAUUUACAACAUUGGCUGGUCCAUCAUCAAUGACCACUCCUCUAGCGUCUCGAUUUUGGACUGUCGGUCUCACACGUUGCGUGAAGCUCCAAACAUGCUGGUGGAGCGGUUUUUCCCUGCGGCCAAUGUCAUUGAUGGAAAGAUUUAUGUUGCAGGAGGCAGCAAAGACUCUAAUUCCUCCAAUUGGAUGGAAGUUUUCGAUGUAAAAACCCAAACUUGGGAACUUGUGUUAAACCCUAAUGCAGAUGGAUGCGAAAGUCGUAUAUGCAAGAGCGCAGUGAUUGACGAAGCUAUCUGCUUGUUUGGGUAUAAGGGUGUGGGUGUUGCUUACAACCCAGGAAUAAAUAAAUGGGAAAGGAUAGGAGCAGUGAAUUAUUUGGAUUUAGGAUGGGAAUGGUCUACUUUUUGCGUGAUAGAUAAUGUACUGUAUUGUUAUAGCAAAUCAGACGGAAUCAAAUUGUAUGACUCUAAGAUAGGACGCUGGAUGAAGUUGAAGGGUUUGGAAGGAUUGCCUAAGUUUGCUAGUAAUUCUUGGGUUAGAUUAGCGGAUUAUGGUGGAAAGAUGGCUGUUUUGUGGGGCAAUUUACCUACUACUGGCGAUAACAACAAUGUGAUUUGGUGUGCGGUAAUCACACUUGAAAAGCCUGACAAUGAAAAGAUUUGGGGCAAGGUUGAGUGGUUUGAUGCUGUGCUUACAGUCCCUGAGCCUUAUGAAUUCGUGUGUGCUCGUGCCGCUACUGUUUGAUGAAUUGACUCGGUAGUGAAUCUUGAAUGGUGCAGGUAGAAGUUUAGUUUAGUUUGGAUUGGGCUGCAAAUGUUUAAGCUAAGCUUAAAUUGUAAUGCUAGAAAUGUUUCACACUGUUUUGGUUGAACAAGUUGGGUUAUUCACAUUCGUAGGAAGAACUGUAACAAGAUGUAGUCUUGAAGAGAGUUUUUUUGCUU